Molecule: messenger RNA, 2095 nt
Organism: Dalotia coriaria
Lineage: Eukaryota; Metazoa; Arthropoda; Insecta; Coleoptera; Staphylinidae
Gene: CD98hc
Product: CD98 heavy chain
Exons: 5
Coding region: 269-1990 (573 amino acids)
Biological process (GO): carbohydrate metabolic process; L-leucine import across plasma membrane; L-alanine import across plasma membrane
Cellular component (GO): basolateral plasma membrane; apical plasma membrane
Molecular function (GO): aromatic amino acid transmembrane transporter activity; L-alanine transmembrane transporter activity; L-leucine transmembrane transporter activity
Source: RefSeq, a predicted model, not a curated record
CUGUUCAUACUUUAUCUUGCUUUAUCAUCUAUAUCGUGCAGUUGUUUUGGUUAAAGCAAGCAAGGACGGAGAUAGUCAGUCCAUUGUACAUUUUCACAUAGCGUGCUCGCGUCAUCAAUUCGGCGUGUUCAAGAUAAACCCAAAGGAGAUUGAUCCCCGCUUGUCUGCUGUGCGUCGAACCGCUCCCUUUUUACUUCAUUCCGAAAGUUCAACGACGGUUGUAAUCACAGAAAAGUGCCACCGCGUCAGUUAAAAUUUCGGCUCCAACAUGGAAGGGACGAAACUGGAUAUUGCUGCGAAAGAAAAGGAACCUUUGUCGCCGUCGGCCACAUAUAAGCAGAUUCCCGAAGACGACAUGGAAGGCAAAGCGAAGAACGUUGUGCAGGAGUCAAAUGGGCAUGAACCCGACGGCGCUGAUGAGAAAAUGCUCUCCAAGGAGGAUACUAAAGUCAGCUCCAAUUCCAAGAUCAGUUUAACUGAGGUUAAAUUUACCACCAAUGAGAAGAAUGGAGAUGCUAAAUUGGACAUUGGAGAGGUCAAAGGAGAAUUCGUGGGCCUGACCAAGGAAGAGUUGAUGAAAUGUGCGAAUGACCCCUUCUGGGUGCGUCUUCGUUGGUUCCUCUUUAUUGUGUUCUGGCUACUAUGGGCUGGUAUGUUGAUCGGCGCUAUUAUGAUCAUUGUGGCUGCGCCAAAGUGCACACCACCUCAGCCAAAGACCUGGUGGGAACAAGGUCCACUUCGUAAACUUGACGAUAUCAAAUCUGAGAUUACCAAUGAACUUGCCUCGACUAAUCACGGUUUCAUCCUGACACUUCCACAUGACACAUAUGCACCUUUGAACACAACGCCUGGCCUCGAAGCAUUUCUUCAGAAUAAUAAAGAUCGUAAUAUCAUUAUUGAAUUAAAUCCGACUGUUUCGGAUGUUUGGUUCACUAACUCCGAGGGCAAAACGGACGACUACGUUGAUUAUUACAUCUGGAGAGGUCAAGAAGGUGCUCAAAAUGAUCCACCCAACAAUUGGCUUGCCAAGGCGUCCACCGAUGAACUUAAGAAGUCGGCAUGGGUAUACUCUGAGACACGUAAACAGUUUUACUACGCACCUGAGGGCGCGCCACACCUUAACUUCCGUAAUCCUAAAGUUGAGGCCGAGUUUAAGGCAGUACUGAGUCGCUACAUUGAUGCAGGCGUUGAUGGUUUUAUGUUGAAAAACGUCCCGGGUCUUUUGGUCGACGAAGCGUUUAAAAAUGAGGGCUUAGUAAGUACCCCUGCUAAUGUUAACUUAGACGACUACAGGUUCUACACGCAUACGAGGACUGAGAAUCUUGAGGAAGUUCAGCCGAUUGUGCGUCAAUGGAGGGAUAUCAUCAAGAACAAAACCAAUAACGGUGUGCUGAUGCUUAGCGAUGAAUUGACUUCGCUCAAGCCGUACAAACACAACGGAACAUUAUUGGUUGACUUGCCUAAGCAUAGGAAUGCUUUUGAUCACGAUGAGCUCACGGCGCCGCAACUUGUGAAAGAAAUUGAAGGAGCUUCCACUUUCUUGGAGCAUAAUUGGCCGGCGUGGAAUAUUGCCCAGUCGUCUUAUCCUGAUGGAACACUCGAAGUAGUAGCGUACUUACUUAAGGGUUCGCCGAUUCUGAACAAAAACUUUGAGGUCACUGAGGAUCUGAAGGAAGCCAGAAGUUCACCAUCGGUUCUUUUUGGCGUACAGAAGUUAUACACAGCAGCGAAUGACACCAUUUUUGCUUAUACAAGGACUUAUCCUGGAAAUCCUGGUUAUUUGGUAGCAUUCAAUCCGACUGAUUACAAGGUCGUUGUUGAUUUUGCAAAGGAUAUACCGGAAAUUCCUGAGGAGUUUACAGUGCAGCAUUUCACUUCUAACUACAACGAAACUAAUGUUGAGUUGGGGCUUAAGAAACCGGCGCACGACUUCCCAAUUUCACCGAAGUCGGCGAUUAUUUUGUCCUAUGUGCCCAAGGCAGCUGAAUAAUGAUAAAACCAUGGAAAUGCAUUUAAGAGUAAAGCUUUUAGUGUUUCGUAUCAACUUCAAUUUUGAUUCUAAAAUUUUCAAGGUAAUAAAAGGCAAGCAUUGAAA